AUGUCUGUCAUUCAAGUCGAAGAUCUCGUCUCCUACCAGCUGCGUACAAGCUAUCUCAACGACAUUGCCGACGGCGUCGGCGAGCGACUUCUCACCGUAAACGAGAGCUUCAUCAACACCGCUCCCUUCAAAGCUGCAGGAUGGCGCCCGACGUCGAGCCACAACCGGACGCAUUCCCCUCCGAUUCCCACAGCGAUUGCGUCAGAAUACUUUCAGGCCCCGCGCCAGCUCGGAAUAUCGCUCGAGGAUGGAGAGGAUGACGGAGGUAUGCUGACACACGGGGGCGCCGACACCAUGGGACCCGGCAUCGCAACUAAGAGGCGCAGGCGCCGCGAGCAGAUGGAAGAGGACGACAGCAGUGACCUUACCGACGAGAGCGAGGAGGAGCAGGAGCAACGCGACGCGCAGCGAAUAAAGUUCGCCAAGAUGCCCGUCCGCAACCGCGCGGGAUCGUCGCCGCUGCAGAACACAGCCCUCAAGCAGCCAUUUGGCAGCACGUCGCCGAGAGCGGUGCGCCGCGGCUCGCAGUCGGCGCUGGAGACGGUCAAGGAGCGCCCGCGAAGAGAUACCGUCACUAGCAGCGAGAUCUCCUCCGAGAGCGAGUUUGACGUCCCGCUUGCGCAGCGCCACAGGGAGGCGGCACGGGCGGCGGCGCGCACGCUGAAGCUGCAGGAGAAGAUCAACGAGGAACCCACACCAGGCAUCAAACGCGCCGACACAACAUUACUACCAGAGGAGGAGGAAGACUCAGACGAGGCGUCUGAUAUAUUUGAGGACUACGUCGAAAGUAUCGACUCGGCGUCCAUUCUAAACGCCGUCGAAACCGGCACACCAACACACCCAGUCGUCGGCACCCCUCCGCGCAACUACCGCAGGCAGUCGACAGUGCGAAAAUCACAGCUCCCAGCUGAGCCUACAAAGCUGUCAGCCCUGCCGCCGCCUCGGCCUCUCAGCACCAUUCGACCACUGAGCAUUAUACAGCCCUCGAGUUUGCUUACCCAAGCUUUAAAAGCCAAAGAGCUCAAGCCAUCGACACCGUUUCAGAAGUUUGCACACUACAGCGGCCGGGGAACGCCAGGUUCCAUCGCCGUCCGAAUAUACCCAGCAUAUGCCAAGACAGCAAGCAAGCCGUUUGAGGUGCCUAUCCGGCCACGUGUGAGCGAUGGGCAGGGCGCUGAACGAGCUGUGACCGUUGCAGACCUCAUCGGCCUGAGUCUAUAUCGAUACAAUGAGGAGAAGAGAGAACCCCGUUUACCAGGUGACAAACUGAAUAUAAAUUGGUGGACAUUACGAAUGGUGGAAGAAGGCGGCGAAGUCGACGACGAUUUCCCGCCGUUUGAGAGAACAAAGCCUCUCGUCUCGUUUACUACUGUUCACAACGCAGGUAUGAGGGGCGGAGGCCGUAUGCGCUCCAACUCGAGAGCCUUUGACGACUUUGCGUUGGUGCUCGCGGACGAGGCCGAGUACCAGACGAACAAGAAGCUUACCCCACAAGACGACGAGGUAGCGGCACCACAGUCCGCCCCGGCCAACGAUGCAGAGGAUGCUCGAAAAGAAUUGUUACAGCCUGGCGUCGUCGCAAUGCAGACAGGACCCAGCCGGCCUCGGCAGAAUCCUAUUGUGACGACUACGUAUCGUCCCAAUACGCCACUGGCUGACGCGCCGCAGACGCCGAAUAUCAUGCCAAACACCAACAGAGGCCAGCAGAAACUACUGCGUGUGCACAUUAUGUCGUCUGACAUUGUCCCUGGGCAAAUGGUUACGGUCGACGUGACGACGGAUACAUAUCUGGAAGAGGUGCUCGAGUUGGUGUGCCGGAAGAGGCAGCUUGACAAGGCCAACCAUGUGCUCAAGCUGCCAGGCUCCGGGGCCGUGGUUAUGAUUGAUCGGCCGGUUUCGUCGAUUGGCAACGUCUCGGACCUGGAGCUGUACCGCCGCCGCUUUGCCACCGACGGCCCGCUGACAAUGGCAGGCUCGCCGAGCAACGCGUCGUCCCCUAGACCCGGGGCGGCGACGUCGCUCCCCGAGAGCCACAUGCUGCGCCGGGCCAACAAGCAGCGCGGGGCGGGACCCAUCAUGGGGGUGCACCCGCUGGCGCGCGAGGCGCUCAAGCAGGACGAGCUGAGCAACGAGGGAUACAAGAUGUACACGGUGUGGCGCAAGCAGCCGAUGCGACUGGUGCUGAGCGAGCGGCUGCUUCGGAUUGACGGCGAGUACAUUCACAUUGUGCCUGCGUCGGCGGGCAGGGCGCUGCAGGACAGCACGAGCAAGACGACGACUGUGCACUUUAGCAACGUGAUUGGGUGCAAGGUGCCUCGAAAGCACCCGACCAAUGUCAAGCUGGUGGUGUAUAAAGCAGCCGAGACGAAGCGCUAUGACUUUGAGGCGCGCAACGCCGACGAGGCUGCGGAAAUCGUCAGCGAGCUGAAAAAGGGCAUUGCUCCGUACAACCGAGACGUUUGA
Messenger RNA from Akanthomyces muscarius, 2463 nucleotides. RefSeq lists its product as uncharacterized. Gene Ontology annotation, cellular component: plasma membrane; TORC2 complex; cytoplasm. Gene Ontology annotation, biological process: TORC2 signaling. Gene Ontology annotation, molecular function: phosphatidylinositol-4,5-bisphosphate binding. Lineage: Eukaryota; Fungi; Ascomycota; Sordariomycetes; Hypocreales; Cordycipitaceae. The record is from RefSeq and is a predicted model, not a curated record. The transcript is spliced from 3 exons. The coding region runs from base 1 to 2463 and encodes 820 amino acids.